This is a messenger RNA of Penicillium odoratum, 7155 nucleotides long. RefSeq lists its product as uncharacterized. The coding region runs from base 1 to 7155 and encodes 2384 amino acids. The transcript has a single exon. Lineage: Eukaryota; Fungi; Ascomycota; Eurotiomycetes; Eurotiales; Aspergillaceae. The record is from RefSeq and is a predicted model, not a curated record. Gene Ontology annotation, biological process: secondary metabolite biosynthetic process; fatty acid biosynthetic process. Gene Ontology annotation, molecular function: oxidoreductase activity; 3-oxoacyl-[acyl-carrier-protein] synthase activity; fatty acid synthase activity.
AUGCCUACCGCAAUUCCUGAGCCAAUCGCUAUUGUGGGCAUUGGAUGCCGCCUUCCCGGGGGUAUCACUUCCACUAAGACCUUCUGGGAAGUCCUGCAACGAGGUAUGAAUAUGGUUACCGAAGUUCCCGAAGAUCGAUUUGACUCGGGUUCUUUCUACGAUCCGGAUGCCCGAAAGCAAGGCACAAUUAGAAGCCCAAAGGGUGGUUUUGUGCCUGACAUUAAAGCUUUUGAUGCUGAGUUCUUUGGAUACUUUCCGACCGAGGCAGAGAGGAUCGAUCCUCAACAACGACUAGCUCUCGAAGCUAGUUAUCAUGCACUGGAAGAUUCAGGUACUACCUUGGAACAAGUGACUGGGUCGUGUACCGGUGUAUUCAUGGGAACAUUUUUUUAUGAUCAUCUGGCUAUCCAGACCUCUGCGGAUCAACGUGAUUAUAUCAGUCCUCAUACUGCUAUGGGGGUUGCCAACUGCUCGAUAGCAAAUCGCAUCUCACACCGACUCAACCUUCAGGGACCUAGUGUCACCCUCGACACCGCCUGCUCAAGUAGUCUGGUUGCAGUGCAUCUAGCUUGCCAAAGCAUCUGGGCCCACGAAAGUGAUGGUGCGCUUGCUGGUGGCGUCAAUGUGAUAUUACGGCCCGAGUCAACUAUUCUCAUGUCCAAAGGAGGGUUCCUCUCUCCAGAUGGAGCCUGCAAGCCCUUUGAUGCUGCAGCAAAUGGUUUCGUUCGAAGUGAAGGAGUGGGGGUUGUUUUUCUAAAGCCAUUUUCUCGAGCUCUGCAGGAUCGAGACCGAAUCUACGCCGUUAUCCGCGGUUCUCUUGUGAAUCAAGACGGGAACACACCUGAAGGCUAUACAGUCCCCAGUCUGGAGGCUCAAUCAAGGCUGAUUCAAUCAGUCUAUUCUCGGGCUGGUAUUGACCCAGCCAAGGUGCAGUAUGUAGAGGCUCAUGGUCCAGGAACCCCGGUGGGAGAUCCUAUUGAAACCAAAGCACUGGGAGCUCAGAUUGGCCAGAAACGCUCGGCAUACGGCAGCCCUAUGUGGAUCGGAUCAGUGAAGGGAAAUGUAGGUCACCUAGAGGGAGCUUCAGGGAUUACUGGUCUCAUUAAGGCUACUCUGGCUGUUUUCCAUGGUCAAAUCCCCCCUCAAGUCAACCACAAGACGCCGAACCCUGUGAUUGACUUUAAGUCUCUCAACCUUGCUGUGCCAUUAAAGUUAACUCCUAUGCUAUCCACGCCCGAUCAUGAGAUAAUCGUUGGGCUAAACUCAUUUGGCGCUGGAGGUACCAAUGCGCAUGCCAUCCUCGCAGCGGCACCCACGGCCGACCCAUCCCCGAUGCAAACCCGGGGAGCACGCGUGGUUCUUCUGUCUGCUAGAUCUCAAGCAGCAAUGCAGGAUAUAGCAAAAAACCUUGCAGUCUGCAUCCGUCAGUUCGCUUUGUCAUUGGAAGACGUAGCCUACACAAUGAAUUUACGUCGAAGUUGUCAUCGUCAGGUCGCUAUCAUCCCAGCCACUGAAUCGGAGGAGCUUUGUGCUCGACUGGAUCAAUUGGGAGCGAAUGAAAGAUCCAAAGAUGUCCUGGUGUUUGGGAAGCAACUGGAAGCUAAUCCCAAGGUCGCCUUUCUCUUUUCCGGACAGGGUGGACAAUGGCUGAAGAUGGGGAUGCGUCUAGCCGAAGAAGAGCCUAUAUUCCGGGAGUCUAUCGACACGUUCGAUAAGAUCUUCCUUCCAUUGGCGGGGUUCUCGAUCCUUGAGAAGAUAUCAGGAAAGGACUCCUCGGAACUUGAUUCUACUGUAGUUGUUCAACCAGCUAUCGCAGCCAUUGAAAUCGCGUUGGCACGAAUGAUUAUCGCCUAUGGAAUCCAGCCUGAUGCAAUUGUCGGCCAUUCCAUUGGAGAGGUUGCAGCAGCCCAUAUCUCUGGUGCACUGAGUCUUGAAGAUACUGUCGCCACAAUCUAUCUGCGAUCAAGUAUUCAGAGCAAGGCGGCCGGCAUGGGCUCCAUGUUGGCGGUGGGACUAUCUUCUUCGGAAGCCCAGCAGCUGAUUGACCGACAUCAAAUGGGAGCAAAGGUCGAAAUAGCGACCUUGAACGGUCUCAAGAUGACUACUUUGACAGGAAAUACAUAUGACCUAGAACUUAUUAGUCUCAAAGUCAAAGAAAGUGGGGCAUUUGCGCAGUUUGUGAAGGUAGACGUUCCCUACCACAGUGCUGCCAUGGAUUCGCUGGAGGAGGAAGUUCUCAAUUCAUUGUCAACAAUCAAUGGCAAUCCCACCAAAAUCGACCUUUACUCUACUGUGACCACCCGCCAAGAGCCAGGUAUACACCUAACGGGUGAGUACUGGUUUAAGAAUAUUCGCCAACCUGUACGGUAUGUUGAGACUGUGACGCGAAUGCUCGAAGAUGGCUGCAACUUUCUUAUUGAAGUUGGCCCUCAUCCAGUUCUAGUCUCGGGUACCCGAGGGAUUGCUGAAUCGUUGAAGGUUUCAGCUCAAAUAUUGCCAGCCAUGAUUCGAGAAAGCGAUACUGAGCCAAUGUCUCGUCUUCUCGGGGCCGCACAUGCAUUCGGGAUUCCAGUAGAUCUGUUGUCUUUCAAUGGCCAUGGUGGCCAGUUCAUUGACCUUCCAUUGUACCCUUUCCAACGUGAAAACUAUUGGUUUGAAACCCCGACGAGCCAGUAUCGACGACUAGCCAAAUCUCGGCAUCCGUUUUAUGGCGAAUCGACUGCUUUGCUGGAUGAUGGCCGUGUAUCCAUUCAACUUCGGUUGAAUACUGGUGUCUCGCCCUUCCUCGCAGAUCACGUUGUCGAUGGGGCUAUCGUAUUUCCCAUGGCAGGGCAUAUUGAGGCUGCAUAUAUGGCUGCCGCAAAGCAUAUGUCGGGAAUGAAUGUCUGGCUGGAAGACCUUCAGUUUGAGAAUCCUGUGGUUUUGGCCCCAGCAGAGGAUUUUGCGCCUCAGGUUUUAUUGGAGAUAAUAUCACCCGCAAAGGACUACAUGAUAGGAGUCCGUGGUGCAGCUUCAACACCAGAAACUUCAUGGCAGCUGUGCUCCAGGGGAAAAAUCAACGCUUUUGAUCAACGAUCGAACUCCACCCCAGAGGUUUUGGAGGAGUUGCGCUUGCGUGUUCAAAUGGGAACCCAGAUUGACGUCCAAGAAUUCUACGAAAAGCUUGAACGAGCUGGUCUUCGGUACGGGGAGGCUUUUCGUGGUAACAAAGAGAUAUGGCGUCUUGGAGGCGAAGUAUUCACAAGAGUUGAACUCCCACAAAUUUUCCAUGCAGAGACAAAACGCUUCCGAUUCCAUCCUGCCAUGUUAGAUGCUUGCUUGCAUGCUGCAUUUGUUGAUAUUCAUCAUCACGGAGACUGUAAUGUGGUUUAUCUACCUCAUCAUAUCGAGAAAGCGAAGAUCUCUCAUACCGAUGGCGCCACAACAGCCUUCACGCACAUUAAAGUGAGACAUCGGGACAACAAUCAGUUUUGCUACGAUGCCACAAUAUACAAUGAGAAUGGCCAACUCCUGGCAUCUGUGGUUGGACUCACAGCGAAGCGAGUGGGUAAUUCUGGUUUGGUCGAAUAUGAUGAACACGAGAUCACUAUCAUGCCAGAGUCUGAAGAUGAAAAGUCUGACAGAGUUCCAAUUGAUUUCACCAAUAUUCUUUUCCUUGAUCUUCAAUUUCAGUCAACAGACGAUCUCAUGCCUCUUGUAAAGAAAACAUUCAUAAGUGCAUCGAUACAUCAGGCAGACAUGGCCACAGUUGAUAGUACUUGGGCAGAAACAGGAAUGGGAUUUCCCCUGGAUCGAAGAUCACUGAUCAUCAUUCCCACGGUGGCAAAAUCUACGCUCGAUAUCUGUCAAAAAGUGGAUAUCAUUUUCACUGCUUUACGUCGCGUUGCUAGUUGGAUUCAUGAGCAAGGUGGGACACCUACCGUGAUAAUAUUUACCACAGGGGGAUGUAUGACACCCACAGAUCUGAGAUGCGAUCCGGUCUCCUCAUGUAUCGAAGCAGCUGUGCGAGUUAUGGUCAAUGAACUCCCCCGGUCACGCAUUCGCGUUGUGGAUCUUCCCAUGGAGCAGGAGGACAUGAAUAUAUCUUUGCUGGAAGAAGAGCUUCGCACUAACCGACUAAGUCGGCAUGAUACUCUUGUUGCUAUUCGCUCUGCGGGGCGCUUCUUCAAACAGAUCACGCCAGUCAGCCACAAGAAACAGCGUCAGAAGACAACGCUGCUCCCUGCACGCGGAGGAGCUUAUUUUUGUGAGCCUGAUGCUAGCGGAUCAAUUGAUAGGCUUUCUUUUCAAAGAAUAGCUGAGCAAUCACUUGCCCCCUUUGAUAUAUCAAUCGAGGUUCAUGCCAGUGGGCUGAACUUCAAGGAUGUAAUGAAUAGUAUGGGUCUGUUGACUGAAAGAUCCACCUCGAGAGCACUUGGAGGUCGAAAACUCGGGCUUGAAGUUGCAGGCCGUGUCGUGCAAGUCGGAAAAGAUGUGCAAGAUAUGACAGUUGGUACUUGGGUGAUGGCUCGGGUUGCUCAUGGCCUGGCAGGACUGGUUGUCGCCGACCGCAAACGAGUUCUACGCAUCCCGAAAUCCUUGACGGUGGCGGAAGCGUCUUGUAUCCCAGUGGCAUACCUCACAGCAUACUAUGCAUUGGUGCAUUUGGGUCGAUUAAAUGCUGGAGACAGCGUGCUAAUACAUUCCGCUGCUGGUGGAGUGGGAAUUGCUGCCAUCUAUGUGGCCAAGCUUUUUGGGGCUCGCAUCUUUGCAACUGCAGGCAACCCUCAACGUCGUGAAAUCGUGUCUAAUAUGGGGGUCGAGACCGUCUGGGACUCCAGAUCUUUGACAUUCCACGAUCAACUUAAAGAGGCUACCGGGGGUCGGGGAGUAGACCUGGUUCUUAAUUCUCUUACCGGAAACAUGUUUACUCAAUCGCUAUCGUGUCUUGCUCCCUUUGGUCGCUUUUUGGAGAUUGGGAAAACAGACAUAUACCGCAACAUGAGAAUUGGUCUUCAGCAGUUUGGAGAGAACUGCUCAUUCUUCGUUGUGGAUAUUGACCGAUUGGCGGUCCAGAAGCCCGAUCUUCAUAAUCGUUUGUUUGAAGAAAUCGGAGAGUUGUUUGAUCAAGGGAAGUUAUCACCCCUUCCUGUAACAUCGUAUCCAAUCUCAAAGCUGCCAACUGCCCUCAAGUCACUAUCACGGUCUGCUAUUAUUGGGAAAGUGGCAGUGGAGAUGCCGGUCAACGAGAAUAUUCCAAUUGAGCCAGCCAAGAUACUAUCCUUACGUGGCGAUCGCACCUAUCUCAUCACAGGUGGCGCCAGUGGACUGGGCUUACAUCUAGCCCAAUUCUUAUUCGAUCGAGGAGCCCAGUACCUGCUUCUUGUUAGCCGCUCGGGAGCAAAGAGCCCCGAGGACCUCGCAAUCAUUUCGGAGCUGCGGCGCCAAGGAGCAGUGAUUAUAAUUCGGCAGGCAGACGUCAGUAAGGCCGCAGCAAUUGCAGAACUUUGUAAUACUUCGACCGAUUGGCCAUCAAUUGCCGGGAUAAUUCAUUCCGCGGGCGUAUUGAAUGAUGCCUACGCCCAAGAAACAUCUAAGGAUGAUUUCUGGAAGGUAUUUGCUCCCAAGGCGAUUGGAGCCUGGAAUCUUCAUCUGGCUACCGAGAAACUGGCUUUGGACUUCUUUGUAAUGAUAUCCUCCGUCUCCAGCGUUGUUGGACUCACCGGCCAGUUUAGCUAUGCGACAGCUAACAAAUUUCUUGAUGCACUGGCGUCUCAUCGCAAGUCCCUGGGCUUGCCAGGACUUUCCCUCAACCUUGGUGUACUGGGAUCGUUUGCAGGAAUGUCACAUCGGUCCGAGCAGACUGAUCGAAUUUAUGAUGUUCUCCAAUCUCAAGGAUUUUCUUCCGUCAACCUUCCUACUGUUCUAUCGGUUUUGGAGCGCACAAUCCUGCAAAACGCCACCCAACGAAUGGUUAGUGGCGCUGACUUCUCCCUCUUUGUGAAAGCGCACCCCCAUCUCAGUCGUGAUGGUCUUUUCUCGGACAUCCAAAGGACUCCAGAUAGGCCGAAGGGAAUUAAUUCAAGAAGAACUGCAGAAAAUCUUUCAAGUCCAAGUGGAUUAGACUACAUUGGUGAAUUGCUACGCUCUGGGUUGGCUAAGAUCAUGGGAAUUGAGUCAAGUCGCAUUUCACUUACAGAAAGAAUCGACAAAUAUGCCUUCGACUCUCUGACACUCACACAAAUGCGAGGGAUGAUCUUGCGAGAGUUCCGGGUGGCGUACCCUCUUAUGCGGCUGUUCCAGGGACCGUGUCUUGAAGAUGUCGCUGUGGAAGUCCAGUCUUCACUUGAAGGUGACCCUUCAAAGGUAGAGACGACAAAUUUUGUCACCCAAAUUGACGCAGAAGUUAAUGCAUCCCUCACUACUGAAUUUUCAGUCCUUUCUCCAUGGUUCAUUCGAGGAAAAGGUUAUGGUUCCCGCGUGGUCUGUUUCCACCCCAUGGGUACGGGUGCAUCAUUUUAUGCUCCCUUCCUCGCAAACCCUCCCGAUGCCCUGGAUCCCGUUGCUGUGCAACUACCUGGUCGAGAGAAUAGAUUAGAAGAGGCAGCGGCAGGCAACGUACAAGAGAUUGUUUCGGCCAUUCUUGCAGACAUGAACACCUGGAAAACCCCACCACGAAUUUUCUGGGGGCAUUCAUUUGGAGGAAUCAUUGCCUUCGAGGUGAUGCGAGCUCUUCGAAGGGAAGGAAAAUCUAUGCCUUAUCUAAUGGUGACUGGGUCGAUUGCGCCUCAGCUUAUCUCUAUCUGGCAAAGGCGAGAUGUCAUCCUGCAGCUGUUGACGGAUAACAGCAGCCCUGAGUAUCUGCUCGGACUCUCUCGGUAUGUUGAUGAUGGGAAUUUCAUUCGGUCAUUGUUACCAAUGAUGAAGCAAGAUGCUCCACUGCUUCUUUCGUACCAAUUCCAGGCAGCGGAUAUGUUCGAUGUCCCAAUCACAGCGUUUGCAGCUCACCAAGAUGAUUUGGUGUACCCCGAUGAAAUUGCCUGCUGGGGCGUGCAUUCCAACGACUUCAAAUUUAUUGAAGUGGAUGGCGAUCACUGGUUCAUCCGUCGCAAUUUUGAGCUUCUGAUGCAGACGUUGAAAGACAUGAUAGCUGUUCAAAAUGGUGCUUGUAGUUAA